AUGGCACGCCGUCAUGAUGAUGUCACGGACAAAUCUACACGACACGACUAUGAUUGUGCAGGAGCACUUCGGAAGCCUCCGAAACCUUACAUGGUGCAUGAGGCGUCGCUGACGCCAGAGACAACCACCCCUACAACUCCUCAACAGGGCACUCAGCAGCAGCGGCGGUCCGAGCUGCGCGUCGAGCUGUGCUCCAGAGACCUCUGGCGGAGGUUCCACGCACUCGGCACCGAGAUGAUCAUCACCAAGGCGGGCAGGCGCAUGUUCCCCACGGUGAAGGUGCGACUCGGCGGGCUGGACCCUGGCGCCACCUACAUCGUCUUCCUGGACAUCGUGCCACUGGACGACAAGCGCUACCGCUACGUCUACCACAGCUCGCAGUGGAUGGUGGCGGGCUCCGGGGACCCCCCGCUGGCGCACAACAUGUACGUGCACCCCGACUCGCCGGCCACGGGCCAGCUCUGGAUGGCGCAAGGUGUCGUCGCCUUCGACAAGCUCAAGCUCACCAACAACCGCCGGCCGCUCGUCCGAGGGCAGGUUUCCUUGCACUCAAUGCAUAAAUACCUGCCGAGAGUGCACAUAUUGGAGACGACAGACCUAGAGACUCCAGCAGAGCAGCAGGCAAGUGUGGAACGAGCUCUGACAUACACAUUUCCUGAGACGGCCUUCACAACAGUCACCGCAUAUCAAAACCAACAGAUCACACGUCUGAAGAUCGCAAGUAACCCUUUUGCUAAAGGAUUCCGGGAGGCAUCGAGAACACGGGAUGGAAGUGAAGAUACACGCCAGCUGUGCCGGCCACUCAGUGGUCCUGGAGCAGUCUUACCAACACUGCGACCUGAAAUGUUUUCAUUUGCGCACACCACUACAAACCCAGCAAUGUUCUCUGUGGACCCCUACUGUAAUGCAGCUGUGACUCCACUCCUCCACCGAGGAUUCUACCCUCUGACUGCACCAGUGCGGUUUGUUGUUCCUCCCCAGCUUGGGCUAGCAGUCACUGGUUCCACUCCUCAUGCACUUUGUGUGACUCCUGAUACUGAUUCGUCUGCUAGAAUGUAUGGCAUGACAGGUGAGGAGGCUGACCAGAUAAGCAGACAAAAGGAAUCCAAAGAGGAAGUAAUUCUUAUGGACACGGGUAAGAAGACAUCUAUUGACAGCACCCAUCAAGUCACUCACACUCGUGACAGUGCAAGCUUCCUCAGGACUGUACCUCUUGAUUUAUCAAAGCUGAAACAUCAGUUUUGAAGUUUUAUUUAAACUGAUAUGAGAAAAUAUUUAUUUUAUAUACCAAAAUACUAAUUUUCAAAACCAAAGAAUAUUAAAUUAUUUUAAGAGAAAUGUGCAU
Schistocerca cancellata (South American locust) is the source of this 1345-nucleotide messenger RNA. RefSeq names its product T-box transcription factor TBX18-like. Gene Ontology annotation, molecular function: DNA-binding transcription factor activity, RNA polymerase II-specific; RNA polymerase II cis-regulatory region sequence-specific DNA binding. The coding region runs from base 1 to 1245 and encodes 414 amino acids. The transcript is spliced from 8 exons. Lineage: Eukaryota; Metazoa; Arthropoda; Insecta; Orthoptera; Acrididae. The record is from RefSeq and is a predicted model, not a curated record. Gene Ontology annotation, biological process: regulation of transcription by RNA polymerase II; cell fate specification; positive regulation of DNA-templated transcription. Gene Ontology annotation, cellular component: nucleus.